AUGGUGUCGGUGGCAGGUGGCAUCAUCAUUGCCAUUGUCGUACUCGCCCUGGUGGCAGCAGUGGGAUGGAUCGCCUUUACGCAGUAUCGCGCACGCAGACUUGGCCUCCCCGCGCCGAGCGUCUCGUCAUAUCUGCCCUGGAAGAAGCGCGAUAACCCUUACGGUCCGCCGCAGCCGGCGACGGGCGGCGUCGUCGGUUGGUUCAACGACCAGGUCCGCAAGUUCAAGAACCGAAACAAUCGCUCCGCCGCUGGCUCGUACGAGCCGUCCAACCGCGGCGCGACCGGUGGCCCGCGCGGCGCGCACCGCGCCCUCGACCCCGAUGAGGCCUGGGACACAAACGUCGGCACCGAGGCUGACAACUACGGCUACUACGAGGAGGAGCUAACGGCCCGCGGCGGCGGUCGCGGCCGCACCAGCACCGAGUACCACGGCGGCAGCGGCUACAACAUGAACCUGGCCGCGACGCCCGGCCGUGAGCACGACGAGCAGGAUCUGGACCUCGAGAGGGGCCGCCAGCCCUCGCGGAGUCCCGUCGGCGCCGGCGCCCAUAACCACAAUCCCUUUGACGACGAGCAUGCGGACAGCUUGCGCGGCUCGAGGUUUGUCUGUUAUGACGCGUUUGUUUCUAUUUGCAGCCUGGAUCUGGGACUUUUUUAA
Messenger RNA from Akanthomyces muscarius, 660 nucleotides. RefSeq lists its product as uncharacterized. The coding region runs from base 1 to 660 and encodes 219 amino acids. The record is from RefSeq and is a predicted model, not a curated record. The transcript has 4 exons. Lineage: Eukaryota; Fungi; Ascomycota; Sordariomycetes; Hypocreales; Cordycipitaceae.